UGACGUUAGGGAAAGGUGGGGGCAAUCAUGGUGCCGCUGGGGAGGGGAGAAGCUGCUGCUGCCGCCGUUGCCGGGAGCCGCGGAGAAAGGUCAUUACCUUUCCAUUUCUCACAACUGGGCUGAGCACGACUGCAUCAUGGGGGAACACAGUCCAGACGACAACAUCAUCUUCUUUGAGGCAGAGGAAGAUGACAAGAUGCUCAGGUUUGUGGAUACAAACGGACUGGUGCCUUCCUCAUCUGGAACUGUUUAUGAUAGGACCACUGUCCUUAUCGAGCAGGAUCCUGGCACUUUGGAGGAUGAAGAUGAUGACGGACAAUGUGGAGAACACUUGCCUUUUCUAGUAGGGGGUGAAGAGGGCUUCCACCUAAUAGAUCAGGAAGCAAUGUCCCAGGGUUAUGUGCAACACAUUAUCUCACCUGAUCAGAUUCAUUUGACUAUAAACCCUGGUUCCACACCCAUGCCAAGAAAUAUUGAAGGUGCAACUCUUACUCUGCAGUCGGAAUGUCCAGAAACAAAACGUAAAGAAGUAAAGCGGUACCAGUGCACCUUUGAGGGCUGUCCCCGAACCUACAGCACAGCAGGCAACCUGCGCACCCACCAGAAGACUCACCGAGGAGAGUACACCUUCGUCUGUAACCAGGAGGGCUGUGGCAAGGCCUUCCUCACCUCUUACAGCCUCAGGAUCCAUGUGCGAGUGCACACGAAAGAGAAGCCAUUUGAGUGUGAUGUGCAGGGCUGUGAGAAGGCGUUCAACACGCUGUACAGACUGAAAGCACAUCAGAGGCUUCACACAGGGAAGACGUUUAACUGUGAAUCUGAAGGCUGCAGCAAAUACUUCACCACACUCAGUGAUCUGAGGAAGCACAUUCGAACCCACACAGGAGAAAAGCCAUUUCGCUGUGAUCACGAUGGCUGUGGAAAAGCGUUUGCAGCGAGCCACCACCUUAAAACUCACGUCCGCACACAUACUGGUGAAAGACCCUUCUUCUGCCCCAGCAAUGGCUGUGAGAAAACAUUCAGCACUCAGUACAGUCUCAAAAGUCACAUGAAAGGUCACGAUAACAAGGGACACUCGUAUAAUGCACUUCCACAACACAAUGGAUCAGAGGAUACAAAUCACUCACUUUAUUUGAGUGACUUGCACCUCCUGUCCACAGAUUCUGAAUUGGGAGAAAAUUCCAAUACAACACAGGGCCAGGACCUCAGCACAAUUUCACCAGCAAUCAUCUUUGAAUCAAUGUUCCAGGAUUCAGAUGACACAGCAAUUCAGGAAGAUCCUCAGCAGACAGCUGCCUUGAUUGAAAGUUUUAAUGGUGAUGCAGAGUCAGUCAGUGAUGUCCCGCCACCCACAGGAAAUUCAGCAUCUUUGUCUCUCCCGCUUGUACUGCAGCCUGGCAUCUCCACGCCACCCCAGCCUCUGCUACCAGCCUCAGCUCCGUCUGCUCCUCCGCCUGCUCCCUCCCUAGGACCUGGUUCCCAGCAAGCUGCGUUUGGCAACGCCCCUGCUCUCUUACCACCUCCGGAAGUGCCUGUUCUCCACAGCACGCAGUUUGCUGCUAAUCAUCAAGAGUUUCUUCCGCACCCCCAGGCACCACAGCCCAUCGCACCAGGACUUUCUGUUGUUGCUGGGGCUUCUGCAGCAGCAGCAGCGGUGGCAUCGGCCAUGGCAGCACCAGCCCCACCACAAAGUACUACUGAGCCCCUGCCAGCCAUGGUCCAGACUCUGCCACUGGGUGCCAACUCUGUCCUAACUAACAGUCCCACCAUAACCAUCACCCCGACUCCCAGCACAGCUAUCCUGGGGUCCGGCCUAGUCAUGGGAGAACAGAACUUACAGUGGAUAUUAAAUGGUGCCACCAGUUCACCACAAAACCAAGAACAAACUCAGCAAGCAUCGAAAGUUGAGAAGGUGUUUUUUACCACUGCAGUACCAGUAGCCAGUAGCACAGGGAGCUCUGUCCAGCAGAUUGGCCUCAGUGUUCCUGUGAUCAUCAUCAAACAAGAGGAGGCAUGUCAGUGUCAGUGUGCGUGCCGGGACUCUGCCAAGUAGUGGGCAGCUGGUGCAGAAAGGGCUGUUCUUCCCCACCGGCGCCAGAGCCAAGCCUGCUGAUGGGCCCAGCCUGCAGCUACCACCCUAGACUUUGUCCUCACCCUAGUCCCUUGUCAUCCUCCUCCACUGGACCCUCUUCCUGUGGGCAAAGCAGACAGGCCGAGGCUCCUUCAGACCCUCAGAUGGAAACGUUAAGUGCCAUGGAUGUGUCUGAGCUCCUGCCCUCUAGAGCCUGGACACCCUGUCCUGAUUCCCACUGAAGCACUGCUGCAGGGUAGGAGGAGAUGGGCCCAAGGCAGUUUCUGCAAGUGAAGGGCCCAUGCGUGCUUGUCUACAGGAAGAGGGCAAGCAGGAAGCAGGAGGCGCGACGUCUACCAUCAUGGGGUCAGAAAUUGGAAGGAUGAAGAAAUCUGCUGUUUGAAAGCCUCACCUUUCAGACGUAUUUUCUUUAUUCACAUCCCAGGAACAUCCAUUUUAAGGAACUGAUCUUUGGAAAAAAACAAAAAACAAACAAAAAAAGCUAAGUUAUAAAUGAACUGUUUGGCUGCACUGUAUGUCACUUUCGCUUCUUGUCAUAUGAAUUUGGAAAGUAAGGUUACUCGUAUGCAUAAAAAUUCUAAAUGAAAGGGUGUGGUUGCCAUCAAUCUAGUACUGCCCAUCACUUGCACUGGAGUCUUUAUGGAUUGGGUAGGAGAGGUCAGUGUGUCAGGUUGUGCUCCUCCCUGUGUGUCUUUAAUCUGAGGCUGACUCUUGGUCCAGAGGCCAGGCUCUCACCCCAUCAAAGUGGGCAGUGUGAGGGCAGGUGAGACAGCUGUGAGCUGGACAGGGUCGGGUGAGACGGCUUUGUUGUUUGUACUUGGUGUUGGUAGGGCUCAGGGUCAAUCUGCAGGCCGUCCUGUAGCCCACUCUGCACAGACUUUUGGCAGCCCAAAACCUGGCCUGCCAGCUGUGGGGAUGAUCUGGUUCUGUGGGGACCCCAGGCCGGUUGUUGACUGCUGUGUGUUGAUGGUAUGUGUGCAGAGUAGGCUCUAGCACAGUGACAGUAAACCUUGAAAGGUUUCAGUGACAGCGAACAGCCGGUUGCAGUGUGUGUGCCGUAGGGUCACCACCACUGCUUCAGCAGCACAAUCACAGCGUUUGCCUCUCUGGUUCUUUCCACCUCUCACCUGCUUGCCAGAGCUCGAAGGUCACAGUGAGUUUUCCUUGAGGAACAUCCCUGUUUUGUCCUAGAGUGAACAUGGGGUUUAGGGCCAGUGGCCAGCCAGUGGUCUGCCUUCCUUUGAAUGCUGUUUUCUUCUUCAGAGCAGAAGGGCUACAUCUUGCUUCUUAGUAAAACGUGCAGAUUGAAGGGAGCUCAUAGGAGGUAGUGGGUGAUUGGCAGGCCAGGUGUUCCAGUUCUAGGUUCUAGCCAGGCUUUUGGUUGCCCUUUUCCAUCUCCGCUCCUCCUCUGGAUUUUGCAUACAGCCUAGUACAGUGCAAACAAGAAUGUGACUUGCUCAGCUUAGUCAUGUGAUUUUUAAACAAAAAGGAAAAAAAAAACAAAAAAACAAAAACAAUGAUCUUCUACUCAGGGUAAAACAAAAAAUUCCCCUUCCACCAAAAAGCCUGAAAUGUUGCAAUAAGUUGUCUCAUUUAGAAUGUUUCAUUAAGUUGUGUUAUAGGAAAAUUUGUGUGUGUGUGUGUGUGUGUGUGUGUGUGUAGAAUUAUAUCUAUCUGUCUGGCUCCAAGUAUUUCCUCUUGAAACAUAAAAUACAGUGCAUACUAGAAUGGCAAGUUUCUCUCACCUGGCUGUUCAGUGUAGUCACGAGUGCUCACCAAGGUCAGAAACCAUGGCUCAGAGUGUGGGAUAGGCCCCUGUCUCUCAAGAACUCUUUCCCUGCCUCCAGCAAGGAGUGGGUUUCCAUAAACAAGGCAGUGAGAGCCAGCCAGUGAGAGAUCUGCACUGAUCACACUCCUGCUCUGAGCUUACCUUGGAGGCAGAUCACUUAGCUUGGAGCCAGAGACCCUGCCUUUAGCAAGGAUGUACAGGGACAAGCUUGGACAAGAGGGUAGUUUUGGUAAUGCUGUUACUGCCAUGAGGAGAAAUGGGCUUAAAUGCAAGCAGCUGAUUUCUCUUCCAGAAGUCUAGACGGGAGAAUUGAUUUCUCUUUAAACUUCUGUACUCUUUAUCCCUAAAGGUUGGUAGUUUUUGGCAACCACUGACCUCAGCAGAAGUUGAUAAGGCAGGAGGAAUCUUCUACUACCACAGCGGGCCAAUCCUCCUGGGAAAUCAAAUGCAAGUGGAGGUUGUCCUGGCUGUCACUAAGCCUUACACCAAUAGGAAGCUGUGAACCUGGAUGCAAAAGCAGUGGAUGGGAUCCCAAAGUUAGCUCGUGGCAGAUGGUAGCUAUGACUGUCCCAUGUGCCCACCCUCUGGUGACCUGUGGUUCUGGUUCCUGGGGCAUGAGGAAGAAAGUAGGGGUCUGGAGGACAGGCAGAGCAUCUGUGGUUCAAGUGUUGGCUUCUUGCCUAGCCAGGGCUGUCCUCAUGUUGAGCCCUGCCCGGGUCACUCUCCACAGAUUGGGGGUGGUGAAGAUGCAGCUUAAAACAGUAUUUAGACUCAUAGAUUUUUCUAAUUGAAGAAGUUGAAAUAUCUGCCUUUUGUGGGUGGUUUGGAUUACAAAAGAGAUUAUCAGAUCUGAUCACUUUUGAUAAAUCAGGAAUGUGCUUCAAAUGCUUAUGUAGUGCAGGUUUAUUCCACAGGGUAGGCAGACCUUCCCUCCGUCCCUUCCCAUCCUCUCCCACAGCCCUGGCCUCCAGUGGCAAAGACCUCAGAUAAGAGAGGUCUUUUGGCUGCACUGGAGGUAGAAAGAACCUUCAUGAACAGUAUGGUUUUCCAAACCUGGAAAUGAACCUUGGGUAAUUCUAACAGGUAGAAUCAAGCCUAUUCUCCCUAUAGUAACCAUAACCAUUUUCACCCUAUAGGCCUAUACUUUGGCUCCCACUAGCAUCUCCAGUUAGACUGUCCUUCUAGGGUGCUAGUCAGCACCAAGGAGAGGAGUUUAUGGAUUCAGGGGGAGACAGUAAGGAAACUAGCAGGUGCCACCAAACUGCCUGCAUGAACUUGGCCCUUCCCAGGUAGGUGGGUGAGGCAUUGAAGGAAGUGGCUCUGCCUUUCCUGACAAGGUCUGGCCAGUCUGGCCAGUCAAGGGGGCCUCACUAGUUUGGUAGCAGGAAUAGUGUCAUUGAUUGAAUUCCACCCUGCUUAGGAGGACAUUAUGGUACAAAGCCCAAGAGAGUCCUUGAGAGGUGAUGCCCUCUUUGGGUAGAAAGGCAAGGGGCUGCUCGUCCCCACCUCUGGGAGAGUCAGUAGAGUGGAGAGUCAUUUUCAGGUUCAAGACAGUGGACCGAUGGGGAUAAUGGAGGGUAGGUGGGUUUUCCUGAGAGACUUUGUAUAAUGUUGAAUGUGUCCAGAGGGACAAGUUUGCAGAACCUCAUAUUGGUAUAUUAAAGAAAUAAUAAAAUAAAAAGCACUUUAGGUUAUUUUAUCUUUAACCCAAUUGCUGCAAUUUUUGUUGUGUGUAUAUAUAUAUACAUAUAUACAUAUACUUUCCACAAAGUUUUAUUUUUUGCUCAGAAUAAAAAGUUAAAUUGAGGUGUGAAAAGAAAGCACUUACCUUGGUGCAAUAUGUGUAGCUUGAUGGUCGUUGUCCCAUGUGGCCCUGGCCUGGCCGUGUUUUUCCCCUUGCUCAGCCUGUGCUAGCAGGGUGUCUGUAGGGAAACACUAUUAUGCAUCCUCAGCAACUGCUCAAUCUAUGCAAGCCUUCCCUGUGUGCCCCAGGGCGCCCCCUCAGGCUCUCGGAAGAACUGCUGUGGGUGUUUUCUCCAGCUGACUGUUGAGGCCCUUUUUCACCACUUCUUGGACCCUUGCCAUCUUUCCCCUCUUCACCAUUACAAAGUGAUGCCUGAAAGGAACAGGUUGUUCCUAGGUAGAAAUCUGGCACCUUCUAGACUUUUAUAUUUGUAAUCAUGUCCAUUGUCCUUAAAGACUUCUCCAGUGUCACUGAAACCAUUGAUUUGUGGAACUGCAACAAUAUUGCUCAAGAGUUUACAAUUUUCUGAUAUCACUAAUCAGAAAUAUGUUUGGGGAGGGGUCGGGGUAACAUGAUCCAUAUCUGUACUGUUCUUCAUACCACCUGGGUUGGUUCUAAGAAAAAAGGCUUCCAGCCUCCAUUAAAUCCAGUAAACAAAGCUACUAAUACUCUUGUUUAUCAUCUUCCUUGUCCCUCACCGCCUCCCACUUAAUCUUGUUUUCAGGCUCUAGACUACAUAAGUUUUAAAUACACUUCACCAAAGCAGAAAGAGUUCCAUAGAGGCGGUGUGCAAGUGGCUCUGCUGAACAUCCUGGAAACUGUCCAUUCCUUAACAUUUGGGGGCACAGGGUUGGCAGUAAAACCCAGUAAUGUGUAUUUCGGAUUGGUCAGUCUAUUUAGCCUGUUUCUUCUUGCAUAUUCUUGUGAGGGGAGAGGGAAAGGGUCCUUGUUUCUUCUCAUGCCCUUGGGGAUGCUAAUGAUCAGUCUGGGCAUUUCUCAUUGUUAUUCUUGAUCAAGAGGGCUUCUCAGUCUGCAUUGAAAAAUGCAAAUUAAACUGGACCUUUACGUCAAGCUGUACAUAGUAAAAGCUUUUUUUACUGGAAAUGAGGUUUAAAACCACACACUACCCUUUUGGUGGUGUGCCCACUGGGCCAAAAAUUGGGUGAUAAUGUCACUUUCUCAGCUCAAUGCAGUUUCUACUUUUUCUUAUGGGAAAAUUUUUCAUAAAACAUUUUUUCACCAAAACCCAGGGGUGUUUUUUGCAAUAUCCUUGUCCUUGUAGUGGUGCCAAGUCAGAGGCUUCUCUUGCCCUUUUCCUCUCAUGUUCUCAGGCCUCUCAAAGGCUGUUGGACUCAACAGCCUCCAUCUUCUGUUGUGUUCUGGAGAAAGUGGGGGUGGGGUCAGAGUUCAAGGUGACUGUUCCUUUUUCCUGUGAACGCCCUCUUGUCCCUUUCUGGAAGGUGACUAGAAACAGGUUUUUAUUCCGUCUCUAGUAGAAAUCUAGCCAGGAAAGGCAAGAGCCCCCAGGAGCCUUUUUUGACACACUAAUCAUUGGCUGGUAGUCUUGGUGACAAUUUUUAAAAUUCCAAAUAGUUUCAUUUGGAUUAUGUAAAAGUCUAUCAAAUUUAUUUAAGUGUGAAACAUGGGAACAACAGACUUCCACUGAGCGAUAUGAAAACGUUACAGGUUCAGUACUUCCAAAGGAAGAAACCUCCAAAUCCAAAAAAGAAUAAAUAUGAAUUUGUAUUUUUAAAGAAUGUGAAAUAAUGGUGUUUGCUUAAUUGCUCAUUUUGUAUAAACUUAAUAUUGUACUUUAAAAUAUCUGCUAAGAAGUGAAAAUUUAACUUUUUUGAAUUGAAGAAGCAAUAUUAAAUACUAAUGAAAUCCUAAUUAAAUGCUUAUUUAAA
Chinchilla lanigera (long-tailed chinchilla) is the source of this 7532-nucleotide messenger RNA. RefSeq names its product metal-regulatory transcription factor 1 (gene Mtf1). The record is from RefSeq and is a predicted model, not a curated record. Gene Ontology annotation, biological process: central nervous system development; positive regulation of transcription by RNA polymerase II. Gene Ontology annotation, cellular component: nucleus. The transcript is spliced from 11 exons. Gene Ontology annotation, molecular function: DNA-binding transcription activator activity, RNA polymerase II-specific; RNA polymerase II cis-regulatory region sequence-specific DNA binding. Lineage: Eukaryota; Metazoa; Chordata; Mammalia; Rodentia; Chinchillidae. The coding region runs from base 137 to 2053 and encodes 638 amino acids.